AUCACUUCCUUCGUUCGCCUCCUUCGUCCACCCCCCCCCAUCUUUCGUCUCUUCUUUUGCACUUGUCCACUGCAGACAUGGUCUUUGCAUCGGCGUCAAACCCUUCCUCGUCGGCCCUCGACCCUGCCUCGACCCUCGUCGUGGUGAUCCCUUACUCCAACCCUGCUCGCUACAAGCGUCGUCCGGAACUCCUGCGGGCCACUGUCGCCGGCCUGGCCGAGAUUCAAAAGGCCCUCGUCGCCAACAAUCGUCCCGAGCGUAUCCUGGUCGUUGUCUCGGAGCUCGUCUACGAGGGCGACGACUCGGACUUUUCCGAAAAGGCACGGCUCCAGGCAAACCCAGGCCCGGAUCUGCCCAAGGUCAUGCAUCUCAUCUACACCGGCGUCAGCCGCAAGCACGUCCUCUGGUGCAAGGAGAACCUCAUCAACCUUGCCAUCCGCAACCUGACCCAGCCAUCCCAUCCCGCCGGCUCGUACGAGUCCAAGAAGCUCAGCCUCCUCGACCGCCCCGCUGGCGCCUUCAAGUACUUUGCCUUUGUCGACGGCGACAUCGAGUUCGAGAGCCACCAGUUUGUCAUCGAUACCAUUCAGCUGCUGGAAAAGAACCCACGUGCCUGGGUGCAGCUCUUUGAGCGGGCCAACAUCGAGAACGUCGUCCCGACCCAGGUCAAGAGCUUUGGCUUCCAAGCCAACUCGGGACAUGCCUACAAGUCCUACAACAAUACCCAUUCGGAGUACUGGCACCCGGGAUUUGCCUGGGCCAUCCACGCCGAGGCGUUUGUCGCCGUCGGUGGUCUCAUCGACCGAACCCUGGGCAGCGCCGACCGGCACAUGGCCAUGUGCAUCAUCGGCCGUGGCCAGGAGUCGCUCCCCUCCAAGAUCUCUGAGAGCUACAAGAGCAUGGUCCUGGACUGGCAAACGAAGGCCACGGCCGCCGGGCUAGUGAUACGAUCCGUCCCGGGCACCAUCAAGCACUUUUGGCACGGCGACCUGGCCAACCGCAAGUACAUGGAACGCUGGGACAUUCUCACCAAGCACAACUACCGUCCGCUCUUCCACACCACCACGAACGAUCUGGGGCUCCUCAAAUGGUCCUUCUGGGCCGGCUCGACCCUCCGAGCCGAUGUGGCCUCCUAUUUCAGUGCCCGCAACGAAGACGAGUCGCUCGAGGCUGCAAAGGCCCGAUUUGCUGCCGCAAACCCUCGCCCUCAGCCGGGCAACAGAGACGGCCGGAAGCAGCGCUCGGCCAAGGGCAAAAAAUACGUCCACGACCCGCAAUUCAGCGCCGACGUUGACGAUGAGCUUCCAUUUGGCGGUGGCUCUGACUCUCCCAACGGCAAUAUCACCUACAUCUACAAUUCCGACGACUCUGCCUCGCCCAACGGCGAUCACCACCAUCACCAUGUCCACGGCCACCACCACCAUCCCCGCGGCCCGGAUCUGAGCGGACCUGGUACAGAUAACAACUACCCCGGCGCCGAUCUGAGUGGCCCUGGAAACGAUGGCAUGUAUGGCAGCAGGUCGAUCGCCGCCGACAUGAGCAGCGCGGUUGGCCAAGUUGCCGGUGCCAUGAGCGGCCUGUUCAGCGGCGGCGGCAGUAGCAGCUUUGACAACUCAGGCUCGGGCUUCAACAACCCAAGCUCGGGAUUUGAUAGCUCGGGCGCGGGCUCGGGCUCGGGCUCGGGCUUCUACAACAGCACAUCAGCCGGAUUCUUCCCGUCCAUGUACGCUGGCGGCCUCUAGAGAACAGCAAUACAACUUGGUUGGUGUUCGUUGUGCUCUCCUCAAA
Messenger RNA from Polychytrium aggregatum, 1788 nucleotides. RefSeq lists its product as uncharacterized. Bases 78 to 1742 code for a protein of 554 amino acids. The record is from RefSeq and is a predicted model, not a curated record. The transcript has a single exon. Lineage: Eukaryota; Fungi; Chytridiomycota; Chytridiomycetes; Polychytriales.